Molecule: messenger RNA, 2467 nt
Organism: Epinephelus fuscoguttatus (brown-marbled grouper)
Lineage: Eukaryota; Metazoa; Chordata; Actinopteri; Perciformes; Serranidae
Gene: slc10a3
Product: solute carrier family 10 member 3
Exons: 1
Coding region: 480-1895 (471 amino acids)
Biological process (GO): bile acid and bile salt transport
Cellular component (GO): membrane
Molecular function (GO): bile acid:sodium symporter activity
Source: RefSeq, a predicted model, not a curated record
UGAGACUUUUGCUAAAGAUAGCUUUAAAGAAAUAACGUUAGCUGUGAGCAGCGACCAAACGGCAGCUGAGCUACGAUGCUCUCUGUUUUCGUUUACCGGAGAGACAAUAAAAACGGAAGACGAGGCGAGGCUUUGGUUUACCGACACGGACAUCUUAUCACCGAGUAGACAAAAGGGAGGCCGUGAGAGACCUGUGUGAGUGUGUGUGAUUCCUGUGUGCCCGGGGCUGCUGCUGUGGAGCUGAGCUCGGACAGGACAGGGCGGGGUGAUGUUUAGGUUCCGGUAUAAAGGCAGCGAGAAAAUGGGAACCAGACGAGAUGUGGAGCCGGCUGCCGACGCUGUCGUUUUAUACCGGAGACUAGAAUGAGAGGUUUACCGUCCUGGUGUAACAGGGCGGCGGUGUAACCGUCUGGGGGAGGCCGCUGGCGGGGGAGAAGCGUGUCUCUGCGGCGCCCCUCCGCCCCCUGUCCGUCAAUAAGAUGAGGACGCUAUUUACAUUCUGUUGUCUCUUCCUUAUUACCGGCGGAGCGGACCGGGCGUGGGCCACCGGAAAUCUAACUGUCGACAGCAGCAACGACACCAACCUGACGGCCGACAGCAGCAGCAGGUAUAUCACAAUCGGGGACGGGUCAUCGCAGGAAUUUGAGUUUCCCGAAAACACCAACGGCGUGAUUGUAAUCUCCAGCCAGUACCGGAGCGCCGCGGCGAGCAGGAAGGGCCGACAGAGCUGGAAGCAGACGGUGACGGUCCGCUCCCUGGACCCGGAGGUCCUCUCCAUACUUAACGUGACAGAUAGUGGCCACGUAGGACUAGCCAAGAGCUACAUUAUCAGUAUCCGCUCCGGGCUCCCAGGCCGGGCUCAGCUGCAGAUCCAGCUGCUGGACCUGGACCAGGAUUCGGUGCCGGUUCUGAUCGAGGAGAGGACGGAUUAUUCAAUCAGAGUGGCGCCCGGUAAUGAUGACCCGGCCACCCGGCUCAUCCAGUCGGGUGGGUUGUCUCAUUUCUCUGAGAACCCUGUGCUGUUUGCCUUGCUGCCCCUCAUCUUCGUCAACAAGUGUGCCUUCGGGUGCAAGGUGGAGGUGGAGGUGCUGCGGGGUCUACUGAGGAGCCCGGUGCCCCUGCUCUUAGGGGUGCUGGGUCAGUUCCUGGUGAUGCCAUUGUAUGCCUACUGUGUAUCCCGGCUGGCCUCACUGCCUAAAGCGCUCUCUCUGGGCCUGGUCAUCACCUGCUCUGCCCCAGGUGGUGGGGGCGGCUACCUGUACAGUCUGCUGCUCGGAGGAGACGUCACCCUGGCUAUCUCCAUGACCCUGGUGUCCACAGUGGUGGCGGCAGCAGCCAUGCCUUUGUCAUCAGCUCUGUAUGGUCGGCUCUUGGGUGUGCACGCUGCCCUGCACGUGCCGUUUGUGAAGAUCCUUGGCACCCUCCUGUUCAUCGCCAUCCCCAUCUCUCUGGGCAUGCUGGUCAAGCUGCGCCUGCCUGCCCUCACACGCGUCCUGCUGGCACUCAUACGACCCUUCAGCUUCGUGCUCAUCGUAGGUGGAAUCUUCAUGGCCUACCAAAUGGGUGCAUCCAUCCUGGCCAAUGUCAGGCCCCAGAUUGUGGCAGUUGGGGUGACGGUGCCUUUGUUGGGGCUGCUAGUUGGGGCUAUCCUGGCCAAGCUGGUGGGCCUUGCCCCACCGCAGAGGAAGACUGUCAGCAUAGAGGUGGGCGUCCAGAACAGCCUGCUGGCACUCGCUGUCAUGCAGCUGUCCUUCCGCCGUCUGGAGGCUGACUUCGCGUCCCAGGCACCCUUCAUCGUGGCCCUCAGCAGCACCUCCGAGAUGCUUCUCAUAGUUCUGGGGUACUUUGCUCAGCGCAGGUUGUGUGGGUCUGCCACCCCCAGGAGUGACGCCUGAUUGUAGCCGUAGUUUUUUUGUUCUGAACUUUUUUGCAGAAUGAACUUUUUCAAACCUGUGGAAAUUUGGUGUCCCACAGUCAAGGCUACGAGACACAACAAUCACCAAUCCAGUCAUCACUGUUGUGGCACACGGGACAGUGAAUGGACUCUUUUUGUGUUUUUGUCGUUCGUAUUUUUCAUGAAAACCAAAGGCCUUUUACCCCUCUGAGACCUUUUGUGUUUAUUUUACAGUAUGUACUUUUUAAAAUCUGAUUAUACUGUGAGGUAUACAAUGUAAAUAUUCCUAAGAAGAGACAUACCUAUAAAAGAAAAGAUAUUUUUCUACCAGAUUACUUUUUGUAAUCAAAAAGCAAAGAUUGAUUUGCAUCAUGUUUACAAGAGGUCCAUGUGUCUUAGCCCAGGGGAGAAGUUUUGGGGGUAAAGUGGAAUCAUUUGUCAAUCAAACAAGAACAUGAUGAUGUUAUGAAAGUAUUUGCUACUGAUUGUGUUUCCUGGAUCUGCGGAUCCAUGUACUUGAAUAUUAGACAGGAGAAGUGAAGAAAAAGUAAAUAAAAACAUUGUUAAAGCAGG